UUGCACUCUGUCUUGCGCUCGCUGCCUUUCAGUAGCAGUAGCAGUAGCAGUAGAUCUUGGACAUCUCCCCCCCUAAGAUCUGCUCAGCCAGCUUGCGGCAGCAGCAGCAGCAGCGCUCUUCUCCCCGCCGGCCGCCGUCACUUGACUUGGCCAUCCACCACCCACCGUACCAUCUCCAGCCACCACUCUGGCUCUCCAUCGACAAGGCAAGGGGAUCUAUCUACAUAUUCAUUCUAGGAGUGAGCUGCAAACAACCAAGAAGAGAAGAUAGAUAGAUCCCAUCCCACUCUGCCUGCCUUGUUGAAUCCUCUCGGCUCUCACUGCAACUGCAACUGCAAGCCAAGGAAGGAAGCCCCAUGGCGGCUGUCCUUGAUGCUUUGGCAACCCGAGUGAUGAACACCAUACUGGAUAUGGGGGAAGAGAAGAUCAGCAUGCUGCUGGGCGUCUCCCAAGAGAUCAACAAGCUGGAAGCCAAUAUGGAACCCCUUCGGAACCUCCUCACCGACGCCGAGAGGAGGCGCAUCACUGACAGGAGCGUGCAGGCAUGGGUGACCAAGCUCAAGAGCGCCAUGUACGAGGCCUCUGACAUCCUUGAUCUUUGCCAGCUUGAGGCCAUGGACCGAAAGGACAAGCAACACUCCAGUGGCUUAUGCCUCCGACUCCGGGAGAAGCUGCCAUUUCUGGGCUGCCUCGGGGAUAAGCUGCAGGGUGUCCUCCAGCCCUUUCUCUUCUGCAUGCAGAACCCCGGAUUCGCCAACGAGGUAGGCGGACGCAUCAAGACUCUCAACGAGGAGCUGGCCACCAUCCGCCAGGGUGUCGCUAACUUCAAAUUCAUUGACCUUGGCUCCUAUGAGGAAAGGCGGAGGCCGCCGACCAGUUCGGCCUCCUACCCCAAGCGUGAAAACGCACAGUUCGUCCAAUCAGAUCUCGUGGGGGAUCAAAUCAAGAGGAAUACAGAGAAACUGGUGCAGAAGCUAAUCUCAACCAACCGCCACAACCAUGGUAGAAGCAACAUCGUCAAUGUGGUGGCCAUUGUUGGCCAGGGCGGCAUAGGCAAGAGCACGCUCGCCAAGAAGGUCUUCGCAAGCGAGGCCAUCAAGGAGGAGUUCAAAACCAAGAUAUGGCUGAGCGUCACUCAACAGUUCACCAAGGUGGACCUGCUAAGGGCCGCCAUCUCCCAAGCUGGGGGGAAUAAGCAUGGUGAUGAGAAGGACGAGACCAUACUUGUGAACGUCCUCACCAACACCCUAUCAAACAACAAGUUUCUGUUGGUCAUGGAUGAUGUGUGGAACCAACAAGCAUGGGAAAACGUGCUCCGCACCCCCAUUCUUAAUGCUGCCGGUACACAACCAGGAAGCCGGGUAUUGGUUACCUCAAGAAUGGUUGAUGUUGUUGAGAGCAUGGGAGCUUCCAUCCUGCGUGUCAACACACUAAACAAUGAAGAUGCUUGGUGCUUGCUAAAGAAACAGCUGCCGCAGCCACAG
This is a messenger RNA of Triticum dicoccoides, 1484 nucleotides long. RefSeq names its product putative disease resistance protein RGA3. Gene Ontology annotation, molecular function: ADP binding. The transcript is spliced from 3 exons. The annotation marks the transcript as partial. The record is from RefSeq and is a predicted model, not a curated record. Lineage: Eukaryota; Viridiplantae; Streptophyta; Magnoliopsida; Poales; Poaceae.